Molecule: messenger RNA, 3071 nt
Organism: Trachemys scripta elegans
Lineage: Eukaryota; Metazoa; Chordata; Testudines; Emydidae
Product: 3 beta-hydroxysteroid dehydrogenase/Delta 5-->4-isomerase-like
Exons: 5
Coding region: 1788-2921 (377 amino acids)
Biological process (GO): steroid biosynthetic process
Molecular function (GO): 3-beta-hydroxy-Delta5-steroid dehydrogenase (NAD+) activity
Source: RefSeq, a predicted model, not a curated record
AUGGAAGGGGCCCCCAAAAUUGCUUUGCCCCAAGCCCCCUGAAUCCUCUGGGUGGCCCUGGAGAAAUCCCAGACAGUGACUGUAAACAGUUCAGUCAAUGAGCACAGAGAUGAAAGGGCAGACGGGAGAUGGGGUGAUAGCUAGAGAAGCAAGAGGAGUCAUGGAUUUUUUUUUUAAUAUGGGAGCAACUAAAGCAUAUUUAUAGUACAAGGGAAAAGAGCGAAGGGAGAGUGAGAGGUUAAAAAGACCAGAGUAAGGGAGGGGAUGAGAGUAGGCAUGCCAGAAGAUGGGAUGGGGUCACUGGAACAAGUGGAAGGGUUAGAGGAGGUGAGUAGAUGAGAAACGUCUGCAUCUGUGUUGGGAAGAAGGAGGAGAGCAUUGCAGGGGGAAAGAGGGAAUGGAGGAUAAGCUGAUGGGAAAAUUUUGUCAAUUCUUCUCUUGGAAGCAAUCAGCAAGGUCCUGUGCAGAGAGAAAAGAGGAAGGUGGAGUAUUGAAUCAAAGGUGGCAAAAAGUCAGCUGAGAUUAUGGUAUGGAAUUCACUUGAGGACUUAUGGGGCUUUAGUGUGCAGCAAGCUGGGGUGUGAAUCUACAGCGCAUCAGCCUGCUGAGCACUAAAUGGCCAUGUGGACACGGCUGCAACACAUUAAAAGUUCUGUAGUGUGCUUUGAGCACUAGAUAGAAGUGCACAGCAGUGGUGGGGUCAACAUGGCUUAUUUUAAGCCAUUUGAGUGAGGCCUGGUUACAGAAACUGCUAUUUUCUUGUUUUUUGCAAACUUUUAAUUUUUCUGCUCGAGUACGCUGUAUAUUACUAGGCUAUGAGUCAGCUCUGUUACCAGGAGGUGACUUUUCAUUCGGCUAAAAUUAUAAAACUUCAAUGUUGCCAGUAAGUCUUUGGAUGUUUUUUUAAAAGUGCUGAAAGUGAAAAUAUGUGUGCCUGGAAGUGAGUGAAAAAUAGCAGUGAUGGCCACUAAGUCAUGUAUCAUGCACAGACUCUGGAGGGACCUAGAGGAACGCGAUCAUUGAUACCCAUGGCUGACACCCCGGGUGGGUGAAAACUGCAUUUGUGGAGUCAUCUCCUGUUCUUUUUAUAUCAAUGGAAGGACAGCUGUGCUUGGUGAUGUAUAGUAUCACUGAACUGCCAGGAGACCAGACCAUUUCUAGAUCACUGAAAGGUCAAAUUGCCCACUCCUUAACUCUGAUUGAACUAUGUUUUUGAGGUCUGUAUGAGGUCUGUAAUCCAUUGAUUUGCUUGGAAAAUCUCUAGAGAGGUGCCAUGGGGCAGAAAAAGCCAGAACUUGUAACCUUAAAGACUCAGGUAAACAUGGAGGAAGCUAUGAUCCUUGGGCCACCAUAACCCAAGACGACUUUGCUCCCUCUCAUCCUGAGGCUGGCUGAAGGAAGGAGGAGAUCAAGGCUUCACAGGUCAUGUCAACCUGUUUUGCCAAGAGCCCAAGAAGCCGGCUGGCAUGUGGUACUGACCAAACAACAUCACCUGCAGUCCUGGCCUUAAAGCUAAAGAGCACGCAAACUGAAGAGCUAAAUUUCUCUUUAACUGUAUCUUUUUUUUUAGGUGGCGAUGUCCAUUAUAUUACUGAUUUUUUUCCUACAUCUUUUCAGGGGUGAAUAAGAGUUCAUCAAGAUGGAAGUUGAAGUCACUGAGGCUGAGUGUGAGAGACUGUGAAGAGAGAGCCAGAAGUCAACAUCAGAGAAGAAGGCUGUCAGGAAGAGGAGCUGCCUUUCCUGGGUCUGGAGCUGGCUGGUUUGCAGCUAGGGAGUAAUCAGGUGCCAUGUCUUUAGCUGGGGUGAGCUGUCUGGUGACAGGAGCAGGGGGAUUUCUUGGCCAGAGAAUUGUCCGCUUACUGCUGGAGGAAGAGAAGGAGCUGGCUGAGAUCCGAACCCUGGACAAAGCCUUUAGCUACGAGGCACGCAGGAAUUUUACAAAUUUCAAGGGUCAGACUGUGGUGAAGAUGCUGGAAGGGGACAUCCGGGAUGCUACGUUCUUGGACAGCGCCUGCCAGGGUGUCUCCCUUGUCAUCCAUACAGCAUCCAUCAUUGACACCUUGGGCCUUGUAGAGAAGCAGCUGCUCUGGGAAGUCAAUGUAACGGGUACCCAGCUACUGCUGGAUGCCUGUGUCCGCAGUAAUGUCCAGCACUUCGUCUACACCAGUACCAUAGAAGUGACAGGCCCAAACUGCAGAGGGGACCCCAUUUGCAAUGGGGAUGAAGAUACAGCCUACGAGAGCACAUCAGGAUUUCCUUAUGCCCAGAGUAAGAGACUGGCAGAGACGUCUGUGCUGAAGGCAAACGGCCAGGCACUGAAGGAUGGUGGCAUCUUCCUGACAUGUGCCUUGAGAUCCAUGUACAUCUUUGGAGAAGAAUGCCCGUUUCUCCAGAAUCACCUGGAUAAAAGCCUCUUGAACAAAAAUGUCUACCUGCGGAUUUCUAGGAAGGAGGCACUGGUGAAUCCUGUAUACGUGGGAAACAUUGCAUGGGCUCACAUCCAGGUGGCAAAAGCUCUGAGGAACCCGGAAAAAGCCAAGCACAUCAAAGGGCACUUCUACUACAUCUCUGAUGACACUCCUCAUAUGAGCUAUGCCGACCUAAAUUAUGAGCUGACCAAGGAGCUAGGGUUUGGGAUUGAGCCCCACCUGCCCAUGCCGCUGAUGAUGCUGUACUACUUUGCACUACUGCUGGAGGUUGUGAGCUUCCUGCUUAGGCCCUUUGUCAAAUACAUCCCCUCCACCAACCGUCACCUUGUAAUCUUGCUGAACACGCAGUUCACAUUCUCCUACAGGAAGGCAUGGCAGGAUUUUGGCUACGUGCCCCGCUACAAAUGGAAAGAAGCCAAGCAGCGCACCAGCCAGUGGAUUGCCUCAGUGAUUCCGCAAAGGAGGGAGUACCUGAAAAACAAGGCUGCCUAAGCCUGAGAGAAGCUGAAGCAUGGCAAGACAAGCAGGCCCAUGAGCCACAGGUGAGCUGGAGGAAUUGCAGUAAAAGACGACAACAAAGCAUUGAAAUGUGAAAUCUGUGUAAUGAAAAAUGGGAAUGAAUAAAGAAUAUGAAACUCUUCA